Messenger RNA from Echinops telfairi (small Madagascar hedgehog), 1766 nucleotides. It is a transcript of the gene KLHDC4, whose product is annotated as kelch domain containing 4. The record is from RefSeq and is a predicted model, not a curated record. The coding region runs from base 18 to 1628 and encodes 536 amino acids. The transcript is spliced from 12 exons. Gene Ontology annotation, molecular function: protein binding. Lineage: Eukaryota; Metazoa; Chordata; Mammalia; Afrosoricida; Tenrecidae.
CUCUCCGACGUGCCGCGAUGGGCAAGAAGGGCCGAAAGGAGAAGAAAGGCCGCGGGGCCGAGAAGACGGCCGCCAAGAUGGAGAAGAAGGUGUCCAAGCGCUCGCGGAAGGAGGAGGAAGACCUUGAAGCUCUCAUCGCCCAUUUCCAAACCCUCGAUGCGAAGAAGACUGAGAUUGUAGAAGUGCCCUGUCCCCCACCUUCUCCAAGGCUGAAUGCAUCCCUCUCCGCCCAUCCUGAGAAAGACGAGUUGAUCCUGUUCGGAGGUGAAUAUUUCAAUGGCAAAAAAACUUUUCUGUACAACGAGCUGUACACCUACAGCAUCAGGAAGGACGCGUGGACGAGAGUGGAGAUUCCUAACCCGCCUCCCCGGCGCUGUGCUCACCAGGCCGUAGUGGUCCCUCAGGGAGGGGGGCAGCUGUGGAUCUUUGGAGGGGAGUUUGCCUCGCCUGAUGGGGAGCAGUUCUACCACUACAAGGACCUCUGGGUGCUGCACUUGGCCUCCAAGACCUGGGAGCAAGUCAGAUCUGCAGGAGGCCCCUCAGGCCGGAGCGGACACCGCAUGGUGGCCUGGAAGAGACAGCUGAUCCUGUUCGGUGGCUUCCACGAGAGCACGAGGGACUACAUCUAUUACAACGACGUGUACGCCUUCCACCUGGACACCCUCACCUGGACCAAGCUGUCUCCCUCAGGGCUGGGGCCCUCACCAAGGUCCGGCUGCAUGAUGUCCGUCACCCCCCAGGGUGUCGCCAUCUAUGGGGGCUACUCUAAACAGAGAGUCAAGAAGGACGUGGACAAGGGCACCUUACACUCGGAUAUGUUCCUGCUCAAGGCUGAGGACAGCAAGGAAGACAAGUGGGCGUGGACACGCAGUCACCCGUCGGGAGUCAAACCCCCGCCCAGGUCUGGCUUCUCGGUCGCAAUGGCCCCGAACCAGCAGGUGCUGUUCUUCGGUGGGGUGUGUGACGAGGAGGAGGAGAGCCUGGAGGGGGACUUCUUCAACGACCUCUAUGUCUUCGACGGCGCCAAGAACCGCUGGUUCCCCGGGCAGCUCAAGGAGCCCAAGGCCGAGAAGCGGCGGCGGCGACGGGGCAGGAGGGCAGAGCCCCCAGAGGACAAGCAGCAAGCACCCGCAGAGCCCCCACCACAGGGGCCCCUGGAGGUCAUCCGAGAGGUGGUCUCUGAGGACGGGACCGUGGUCACCAUCAAGCAGGUGCUCCCGGCAUCAGGCGCGCCAGGCAGCCCGCCGUCAGAGGGUGAGGAUGACCCCGAGGAGCCUGCGGCCCCCAAGGUGGCGCCCAGUCCACGCUCCAACGCCAUGCUGGCCGUGAAGCAGGGACUGCUCUAUGUCUACGGGGGCAUGUUUGAGGCCGGAGACCGGCAGGUCACCCUCCACGACCUCUACUGCCUUGACCUGCACAGGAUGGAGGGCUGGAAGGCCCUGCUGGAGAUGGACCCCGACACCCAGGAGUGGCUGGAGGAGACCGACUCAGAGGGGGACACAGGAGACGGGGAGGAGGAGGACUCUGGCGAGGACAGCAGUACGGAGGAGGGUGCAGCAGAGGCGGCACUCCCCCACCAUGGAGCAGGCAGCGAGCUGCUCGGACUACCCAGCACAGGUGAAGCGUAACGGAGGCCAGGGCCACGGUGUUUUCCUGUGACUUGGUCCCAAAUGCUCCCCCAGACAGACGUCGGAGUGAGUGGCAUGGUGGCACCAGGAACAGCACUAGGAGUUUGGAACAUGAGCAGGACUGGCAGGUCUUGAAGA